This is a messenger RNA of Jatropha curcas, 1720 nucleotides long. Its product is annotated as protein neprosin. The record is from RefSeq and is a predicted model, not a curated record. Lineage: Eukaryota; Viridiplantae; Streptophyta; Magnoliopsida; Malpighiales; Euphorbiaceae.
GGCAGUAGCACUAUAGGAGAAAAAAGGCGCUGGCGUUUUUGUGUGCGUGUGUGUGUGUGGAUUUGCCGUGGAAAGCCAUUUGUCUGUAUUCGUUAGUGAAAGCAUGAGUAGUGCGCAAUGGACUACUGGUUUGUGGAGGGUGCAGGAUAAGCAGACAAAUAUGUUAAAAGUUGGUCUGUGAGUCAGCGCCUGAGAAUCGACUUCAAUCUGGCGAGGUAGUAGGCUAUGGCAGGACAUAUAAUUGGAAAUCAGAAGAUAAUGGCCUCCUUUUUGUUGGUGUUUUUAUUGAUACCUCUGAUACAUGCUGGGCGUAGAAGCAGGCUGUCGCGGAAGAAGCUGGAAGUUCGCAACCACUUGAAGCGCUUGAACAAGCCCCCUCUUAAAUCCAUCAAGAGCCCCGAUGGGGAUAUAAUCGACUGCGUCCAUAUUGCCCACCAACCGGCUUUUGAUCAUCCUUCCCUCAAAGACCACAAAAUUGAGAUGAGACCCAAUUUCUACCCAAAAGGACUUUUCAAUGAGAGUAAGGUCUCCUUUGAUGAAGAUGUAAGGAAUUCGAAGCCCAUUGUCCAGCUGUGGCACUUGAAUGGAAGAUGUCCAGAAGGAACUAUUCCCAUCAGGAGAACUAAAAAAGAUGAUAUAUCAAGAGCAACCUCUGUCAAAAAUUUUGGUAGGAAGAAGCAUCUCACCUUCCCUCAACCCCGGUCUGCAGAACCUCAUCUCAUUAGUCAAAGUGGCCAUCAGCAUGCAAUAGUUUAUGUGCAAGGUGACAAGUAUUAUGGAGCUAAGGCAACCAUAAAUGUUUGGAAACCCAAAAUACAACAAGCUAAUGAAUUCAGCUUAUCUCAAAUCUGGAUCCUUGGAGGUUCUUUUGAUCAAGAUCUUAAUAGUAUUGAAGCUGGCUGGCAGGUCAGUCCAGAUUUAUAUGGAGAUAACAGAACUAGACUCUUCACUUACUGGACUAGCGAUGCAUAUCAAGCAACUGGCUGCUACAAUCUCCUGUGCUCAGGCUUUGUUCAAAUUAAUAAUCAGAUAGCAAUGGGUGCAAGCAUCUACCCAGUUUCUGGCUAUGGUGGCUCCCAAUAUGAUAUCAGCCUACUUGUUUGGAAGGACCCAAAAGAAGGUAACUGGUGGAUACAGUUCGGGAAUGACUAUGUGCUAGGAUAUUGGCCAGCUUCACUCUUCUCCUACCUGGCCGACAGCGCUACAAUGAUCGAGUGGGGAGGCGAGAUCGUAAACUCCGCAUCUGAUGGGCAGCAUACCACCACUCAAAUGGGAAGUGGCCAUUUUCCGCAAGAAGGAUUUGGGAAGUCUUGUUAUUUCAGGAAUAUUCAAAUUGUUGAUGGAUCCAAUAAUCUCAGGGAUCCUAAAGACAUUGAUACUUUCACUGAGCAAUCCAAUUGCUAUGAUGCGCAAAAUGGCAAUGAUGGUGAUUGGGGCAACUACUUUUUCUACGGUGGUCCUGGUAGAAACCCAAACUGCCCGUGAUAAUUUCUCCGUUUCGGCCUGUAAUUUGUAAAAUUUGUGCAGGUUCUUUGUAUCCUUCUAAGCCUUCGUCAUGUAAAUCGUACUGCGUAAGUAUUUCACCGCUUCUUAAUUAAGCUUUAGAACAAACAACCUUCUCUGGAACUGCUACUCAUUUAUUUAUAUAUUCAUUUAUUUUGAACUGAUGCUAGCUUCAUCUUAAUCUUAUUGAAGCUAGCUACGAAUUCAGGUUGGGAUA